This is a messenger RNA of Alosa alosa (allis shad), 6333 nucleotides long. RefSeq names its product crumbs cell polarity complex component 2b (gene crb2b). The record is from RefSeq and is a predicted model, not a curated record. Gene Ontology annotation, cellular component: plasma membrane; protein-containing complex. Gene Ontology annotation, molecular function: calcium ion binding. Gene Ontology annotation, biological process: establishment or maintenance of epithelial cell apical/basal polarity; heterophilic cell-cell adhesion. Lineage: Eukaryota; Metazoa; Chordata; Actinopteri; Clupeiformes; Clupeidae. The transcript has 13 exons. The coding region runs from base 163 to 4662 and encodes 1499 amino acids.
GUGGUCAAAGCAUGGGUCACCCCAGCGGAGACAACACCAGCACACAGUGAGACAGACGAGAGAGAGGGAGAGCAGUCCGUUGAGGAUGCUGGACGUGCAUCUUAUGGAGUGAUUGCGCUUGUGAAGUUUUGGGUCUCUGGUCACGGCUCAGGCGUCUGGACCAUGGAGUUUGGACGAGCGUUCUCAAAGUUCAACAGGAUCCUCCUGCUGAUGGUCAUGAUGUUCAAACUGGGUAUAUUCUGCGGUGUAAACGCUGAGAGAUGUUUGGAGGCCCCUUGCCAAAAUGGCGGCAGCUGUGUGGACAUGCUGGACGACUACAAGUGCCUGUGCCCCAGCACGCCUCCGAUGUACUCCGGUAAGAACUGCUCCGAGCUGUACGACCCCUGCGCCAGCGUCGACUGCCCCGGCUGCGUCUCCACCCCGGGGACGACCGAAUACCAGUGCCUCUGCGACGAGGGCUUCGUCGGCCCCGACUGCAGCGAGAACGUGGACGAGUGCGCCAGCUACCCCUGCACGGGCACCAAGUCGCUCUGCGUGGACGGGGCCAACGGGUACGAGUGCCACUGUCCGAGCGGCUCGGCCGGGGACCGGUGCCAGGAGCUGGUGCGGAGCUGCAAGGAUGAGCCGUGCCUCAACGGCGCCGCCUGCAGGUGGGCACCGGAGGGGUACGCGUGCGAUUGCGCGCAGGGGUUCGAGGGUGAGGACUGCGAGGUGGACGUGGACGAGUGCCUCUCGCAGCCGUGUAAGAACGGUGCCCUCUGCAGGGAUGGCAUGGGGGUGUACGUGUGCUACUGCGUGCCAGGGUUCCAGGGGUCCAGCUGCGAGAUCGACAUCAACGAGUGCGCGUCCAGGCCAUGCGUCAACAACGCCACCUGCAUCAACGGCAGGGAUCAGUACACCUGCGAAUGUCUGCUGGGGUUCGAAGGGGUGAACUGUGAAAUGGAGACUGACGAGUGUGAAGUCGAGCCCUGCCAGAACAACGCCACCUGCUUUGACCACGUUGGUCACUACACCUGUGAGUGUGUGGAGGGCUUCGCCGGCAUCAACUGCGAGGUCGACAUCGACGAAUGUGCCAGUGACCCCUGUCUGCACUAUGGAGUCUGCGUUGACCUAGUGAACAGGUUUGAGUGUGACUGCAGUGGGACGGGCUUCUUCGGGGAGCUGUGUGAGGAGGACAUCCUGGAGUGUGCGUCCGCUCCCUGCCAGAACAACGCCACCUGCCAGGAUGGAGUCAACCAGUACACCUGUCUUUGCUGGCCAGGCUAUGAGGGUGAAAACUGCCAGAUUGACGUAGAUGAGUGCACGUCUGAGCCGUGUGAGAACGGUGGCGAGUGUGUCCAGCUGUCGGACGAGGACAGCUACGGCCUCCUGCCCCAGCUGGCCGGAGAGUUCAGCUACGCGAGGGCCGCCGGCUACCUGUGUCAGUGCAUACCUGGAUUCAUAGGUGAGAACUGCUCGAUAAACGUGGAUGAGUGUGAGUCUCAGCCCUGUGUGAACGGAGGAAUCUGUGAGGACCUGGUCAACUCAUACCAGUGUGUGUGUCCACCAGGAUACACAGGUGUGGUGUGUGAGGUGGACGUGGACGAGUGCGCGAGUAAUCCCUGUCAGAACGGCGGCACGUGCCAGGAUGGCAUUAACGCCUUCUUCUGCACCUGCGCUGACCCCGCGCCAGGCCAGCUGCCCUGGGGCGGCGUCGACUGCGCCACCCUGCUCGUCGGCUGCCAGGACCACCAGUGCCAGCACGGCGCCACCUGCACGCCCGGGCUGGACGCCGAUGGCCAGCGCCACACCUACACCUGCGCCUGCCCGGCAGGGUUCCACGGGGACCGCUGCGACACACCCACCACCUUCUCGUUCUCGGCGGAGGGCUUCGUGCCGGUGGAGGUUCCCGAGGCCGACCGGACGACCCGGCGGGACGUGGACACGGGCGGCGGCAGCCCCAGCGUCCGGCUGCGCUUCAGAACCACCCUGCCGGACCUGGUGCUGUUCUACAGAGGGACCGCGGAGCACUUCGUCUGCCUGGAGCUGGUCCGGGGAGCGCUGACCGCCAGGGCCGAGUCCGGCGCCCUGAGGAUGGAAGCCGCCUUGCUGGACCCGGUCAACGACGGCCGCUGGCACGAUGCCCUCGUCACCGUGGACGAAAAACUCACCCUGACCCGAGAGGAAAGCGCGAACGACAGCGAUGACGAGGACAGCGAUGAUGAUGAUGAUGAUGAUGAUGAUGAUGACGAUGGUGACGGUGGUGAGCGGACGGUGAAGAGAGUGGAGGACAGCGGUCAGAACCAGCUCCUGUUCUUCCACCCCGAGGGUCUGCAGCAGGUGUUUGUGGGCGGCGUGCCUCUGGACCUCCUCAACAACACGGUCAGCAAGACAGGCCUCCUGGGCUGUGUGGAGGACCUGCGUAUCGACUCGCUGCUCGUCCUGCCCCAGCAGCUGCUCUCGGACCUCGGAGACGCCCUGGAGAUCGGCUGCAACAAGACGGACUGGUGUCGGGAGGACCCCUGCUCCCAGCAGGGCCACUGCGUGGACAUGUGGACGGACUUCAGGUGCGACUGCAUCAGACCCUUCUACGGAAACUUCUGCUCUGAAGAGAUUCCAUCAUGGACGUUCAGCUAUGAGAGGACGACGUCGUCGUUCGUGAUGUUUCCCAUCACCCAGUCGCACGGCGCGUCCUUCUCCAUCUCCUUCUUCCUGCGCUCCACCAAGGAGGCGGGCCUGGUGUUCCAGCUGAGGCGGCGGGAGCAGGAGUACUUCAGCGUGUACCUGCGCGACGGCUCGCUCCACGUGGACAUCCACGCCUCCACCCGCCGCUCCGCCCACUACGUCACCGACGGUGUCAAGCACGACCUGACGGUAACCAUGGCUACAGGCUGGGUGUUCUUUAACGAGGAAGGGGUGCGGUUUGAGGAAGACGACACCCCUCCGGUGAUCAGCGUGCAGGCCGGGGACCAGGCGUUCGUGGGAGGCCUUGCCCAGGGACAGGACACGUCUCGCUGGGGAGGAUCCUUCAAGGGCUGCCUUCAGGACAUCCGCCUGGAUCAGACGCAGCUGUUUAUCUACCAGACCAAAACAAGCAAGCACACCAAACAGCAGCUGCCCAGCUACCUACCGGGGGCCGCCUUCAACGUGGAGCCACACUGCAUCUCAGACAACAUGUGCAAGGCACGGCCAUGUCAGAAUGGAGGUGUGUGCAACAUGACCUGGAAUGAUUUCAUGUGCGAGUGUCCUUUCAACUACACCGGGAAGAUGUGUGAGACGCGCGUGUGGUGUGUGAGUGACCCCUGCGUGAUGGGCAGUCAGUGUGUGGACCUAUCGGACGGAUACGAGUGUCACACCAAUGCUACGUUCGAGAACAACGCUCUCCAGUACCGUGCCGACGGAUCUCCCUUGGAGACGGUGAUGACGGUCUCCAUGAAGCUGCGCACGCGUGAGGAGAACGCCGUUCUGCUGCGGGCGUCCAACGGUCUGGAACUGUUGUGCAUGGGCCUGCGGAACGCCAGCCUCAUCGUGAAGCUGCGCAGCGGGAACAGCCUGGAGGUCUCGGUCCUGUCCAGCGAGACUGAGCUGGCCGACGGGGAGUGGCACCGCGUGGAGCUGCACCUGGACCCACCGCUGCUCCACAGCGCCCCCCAGUGGCAGCUCAGUGUGGACGGGCAGCCCACGGGCCAGAGCGUCCCUGCCGCCGGCACGCUGGACUUCCUGGGCAACGCCACCGUGCACCUGGCGGAGAACUUCACCGGUUGCCUGGGCGACGUGCGGGUAGGCGGGGUCUACCUGCCGCUGGUGGACGACGGCGAGCCUCCCCAAGCGUCGCGUUUCGCGCGUCAGCCGGGCGGGGCGGCCCCUGAGCUGGGCUGCCGGGGGUCCCCCGUGUGCGAGCCCUCGCCCUGCCUGAACCGGGGCUCGUGCCUGGACCUCUUCCACUCACACGCCUGCGCCUGCGCACCCGGCUGGGAGGGCGAGUUCUGCGAGGACGAGAUCGACGAGUGCGCCUCCUCGCCCUGCGUCAACGGCACGUGCCGCGACCUGCUGGCGGACUACCGGUGCGUGUGCACGCAGGGCUUCGGCGGCCGCAACUGCCAGGAGGAGCUGGACGAGUGCCAGAACAACCGCUGUGAGAACGGAGCGUCCUGCGUGGACGCCCUGGGCAGCUACUACUGCCUGUGCCCGCCAGGGUUCAGCGGCCACUUCUGCCAGUGGCGGUUCCCAGCGCCGCGGUGUAACCUGGACAUGAGGUGUGCUCACGGGGGCGUCUGCAUCGACGGGUACUGGGGAGCCAACUGCACCUGCAGACCUGGUUUCACUGGGGUCAGGUGUGAGGAGGAGAUUAACGAGUGUGAGUCCAACCCCUGCAUAAACGGAGGCACCUGCAGGGACAGGGUCAACAACUACCUGUGCAUGUGCGUGCGCGGCUUCAGUGGGAAGAACUGCGAGACCAGCCGGGAGCCCCAGAGGGAGCGGAUGCCCUGGCUGGUGGUGGCCAUCCCGCUGGCCUGCCUGGGCGCGGUCAUCGCCGGGGUGGGCAUGGUGUGUCUGGCGAUGACGGCCCGCAAGAAGCGGCAGUCGGAGGGCACAUACAGCCCCAGCAACCAGGAAGUAGACGGGGCCAGACUGGAGAUGGGCAGCGUGCUGAAGGUGCCCCCGGAGGAGAGGCUCAUAUAGGGGGUCAUCGGGGGAAAGGGGUCAUUGGGUUACGGGGGUUGACCAGGAAUUGGAGAUGACACAUGGACCAUGGAGAGCCAGUGGAUAUUCUAUGUGUGGGGCAAGUCCUGUUGGAGCAAAGCUUGCUACUGUAUUUUAGAGGGGUGGACUCAGGAGGGGUGGGGCUACAGGCCGGUGGGUGGAGUUAUGGGUUAUGGAGGCAUGCCAUGGACCUGACUGCAGAGCCCGUGGACAUUUGAUCUUUUAACUCCUGACUGCAGAGCCCGUGGACAUUUGAUGUGUGGGGUGGUUCCUGCUGGAGCAGAGCUAGUCGUCUGGAGGGGGUUCACAGGCACCAAGAGAUGCUGAGGGGCAGUGACAGAGACAUGACCCUUAUGGACUGAGAUGACCUCUGCGCUGCUACUGGACUACUGGGCUGAGGUGGACAGGAUUGAGGCGCUGGGACUAUGAGGACAUUCAGGAGCAGUUGUUUGGAACGAGACUUUAAUCCGCCUGUUGGAAUAAGGGAUCUGGGCUGCCUCAAGACAUCUUUACACUGACAAAGCCUCAUCUCUCAUUUGGCUCAGUUGGCCCAGCCUGGAGACAGGAUGCAGACUCUGCCCCAGACUCAUGUACCCCCCCGCUGGGCUAACUCCAGCAGGACAUCCCCUCUCCUGGAGCCCCCUGGAGACAAGAUGCUGACUCUUCCCCAGGCACAUGCACCCCCUGCUGGGCUAACUCCAGCAGGACAUCCCCUCUUCUGGAGCCCGCUGGAAACAGGAUGCUGACUCUUCCCCAGACUCAUGCACCCCCCGCUGGGCUAACUCCAGCAGGACAGCCCCUCUCCUGGAGCCCCUGGAGCUCCAGACACCUCCUCUCUGCUCUGUCACAUCCUUCAGGAGGCUCGGCCCCCACUGUGGGCACCUGCUGUGAGGAGACUGCAUUGUUGUCGCUGGUGGUGUGUGUGUGUGUGUGUGUGGUGAUGAUGACGAUAACUCUACUAGCUAGAGACUGUAAUAAUCUCUCCUGAUCGCGCUCAUCAGCUUACAACAAGCAGAAUUAAAAUGCAACAAAGACAAAAUCUGUGCAUCUCAGAGGAGUUAUCUAUUUAUAUUUUCGUUUUCGAUUCAUCCAGUCAGAACUUGUAUAAAAUAUAAUAUUACACAGGCUUUAUUACAUUUUACUAAUAAUGUUAACAACAGUGUAAGACUCUAAUUAUCAGUAAGAGCUUUUUGUAAUAACAGAACCCAAAUUUGAACCACAAUCCAAAAAUGUAAUUACAGAGUGUAAACGUGCCGUUACUAGCUACAAUGUGUCUACAGAGUGAUCAAAACUGUGUGAUAUCAGCUGUGUAAUAUCAGAGCUGUGUAAUAAUCAUGGGUGUCCCAUCUUAGUCAUUAGUGUCCUGACAUUCGCUUGCAUUGCAAAUUCACUCACACAUAACGAGUGUAGGCCUCAGUGUGUGACUCCUAUAAAGGUCUGUGUGUUAUGAAAUUCAUUAUUCAGAAAGCUGACCAUGAAUGUCAUGGAUGUGUCAGACCUCUUCACUGGUGCCAUUUGCUACUGUUACAACUAACUGCUGUGCCCCAGCUUAUUUGUGUUGAAUGGUGCUCUGCAUAACGAGGGCUGAAGUCUAACUGCUGUGCCCCAGCUUAUUUGUGUUGAAUGGUGCUCUGCAUGACGAGGGCUGAA